Aspergillus ibericus CBS 121593 is the source of this 930-nucleotide messenger RNA. Its product is annotated as DUF500-domain-containing protein. Gene Ontology annotation, biological process: actin cortical patch localization; actin filament bundle assembly. Gene Ontology annotation, cellular component: actin cortical patch. The record is from RefSeq and is a predicted model, not a curated record. The transcript has 3 exons. Bases 1 to 930 code for a protein of 309 amino acids. Gene Ontology annotation, molecular function: phosphatidylinositol binding; actin filament binding. Lineage: Eukaryota; Fungi; Ascomycota; Eurotiomycetes; Eurotiales; Aspergillaceae.
AUGCCCGUGUUUGACAAGCUCAAGGGCAUUCACAGCCCCCUUCCGGGCUCCUUUCGCAGUGAAUGCAACAAAGCGGCGCAAAUCCUCGAUGCCUUUACCAAUCCUGCGAACCUCGAUGGCCCGGACAGUCUCAUUCCGCCAAAAGUCCUUGCCGCGGCCAAGGGCUUCGCCGUCUUUUCCGUCUCCAAAGUCGGCAUCGUGGGCUCCGUCCGGAUAGGAUCCGGUAUUCUGAUCGCGCGUCUCAAAGAUGGCGACUGGUCUGCCCCUUCGGCUAUUCUGACCGCUGGAGUGGGCGUGGGCGGACAGCUCGGUCUGGAGGUCACCAACUUCGUCUUCGUUCUCAAUACCACCAGCGCCGUCCGCACGUUUGCCCAGCUCGGAAGUUUGUCCUUAGGCAAGAAUGUCUCUUUUGCCAUGGGACCAACCGGCCGAUACGGGGAAGUGGGCGGGGUGGUGAGCGCGGGGGGUGUUGCAGGCGUGUUCUCGUACGGACAGAACAAAGGCUUCUUUGGCGGAUUCAGCACCGAGGGGAGUAUGCUGUUUGAGCGUCGGGGCGCGAACCAGAAACUGUAUGGCAACAAGGUCAAGGCGCGGGAGAUACUGGAGGGCCAAUUCUCCCCACCGGUGGAGGCCGACAAUCUGAUGCGCGUGCUGGGUUCAGAUCUCUUUGCUCCUCGACCGGACUUGUUCAAGACGUCCUCUAUCUUGUCCCCGAAGGUGUCGCUGUCAUCAGACAGCCGAUCAGAGCUCUCUGCCGGGAAAGACGGGCAAAAACUGCCAAUCGAAAUGCCCGCUGACGAGGUAGUCCAACUGCCGGCUGAACUGCCCGCCGAGUUUAUUGCUGAGCUGCCUGCAGAGGUGGUCCCGGACACCUACUUUGGCAAAUCGACGGAGAAGCCACUGCCAGAAUUGGCCGGAUCGACCUGCUGA